Messenger RNA from Agrilus planipennis (emerald ash borer), 1004 nucleotides. RefSeq names its product 39S ribosomal protein L40, mitochondrial. The record is from RefSeq and is a predicted model, not a curated record. Lineage: Eukaryota; Metazoa; Arthropoda; Insecta; Coleoptera; Buprestidae. Gene Ontology annotation, cellular component: mitochondrial large ribosomal subunit; mitochondrial ribosome. The transcript has 4 exons. Bases 121 to 774 code for a protein of 217 amino acids.
CCACAAAGUUGCUUUUUAAUGCUUUGCAGUUGUGUGUUAUUUUAUCUUUUUAAUAAGUUUUCAUUUGAACAAAUUCUCAACGUUUAAUAUUUUUAGUAACCAACUUCGUGUUUUUUAAUAAUGUCCCUUGUAAAUAUAAUGAAUUCAUUUAGCAAGAUAUAUUUGCAGACGAUUUCAAUGCCUCUCAGAAGUAUUUCAACUACCUCAAUUCAGUUUUUCAAAUUUAGUCCUUGUCUCAUGGCUGAACCACUCAAAAAGAAGAAGAAAAUGGAUCCCGCUAUAAUAAGAGCAAGGGAAGAAAGAAAGAAAAAGAAAAUAGAAAAACAAAUUCGUAGAUUAGAAAAGAAUGCAAGGCAGCUAAAACCAAUAGAUGAAUGUGAAGUACCAUUAUACCUUAUUGAUGAGCAGAGGUAUCAUUAUACUACCUUAGUUAUUAAAAAGCAUGAUAAUUUACAGUAUUACAGGAAAAGAGCAAGAACUAUACAACUUACUGAAGAAGUACUAGAGAGUAGAGCUGCAUUGUUUCAAGCAUGGAGUUGCUACAAACAACAGCAGCAUUUAAAUGACGUUCAGAUGAUUGAUAGAAUAAUGUAUUCCCAACAAAAAGCACUUAAUGAAUUGAAAAAUGAAUCUGAAGAUCUGUAUCAAGAAGCUAUACAAGUAGAGCCUAUGUUACUUCCUAUUAAACUUCAAGGUCCAUCUGAAACUCCUCCAAUAGCAGAUUAUGAUGCUCCCGAUGGUGAUUAUCAAGAUGUUUCAAGAAAGUGGGAUUGAAGAUAUUUUAAAAAUAUCUAGUCAUCUCUUCAAAAAGCCCCCAACAAAGAUAGGCAAGUCAUUAAAUGGUCAGUUUAGAAAUAAAUUUCUUUAAAUCUGUCAUGGAUUCUAUUACAAUCCUAUGAACUUAUUUGUAGUUCAUUUGUUGUUUACAUUAUUGCUUUUAUGUAUUUUUGGUAGUUUAUAUUAGAUUACAAUGUACAUAUUUCAUACAUACAACAUUGAGCAAA